CGGGAAAAUCUUUCGCGACCAACAUGGAGGACAAGCGCCGGGUCGGUCUCGACCCGAGCGUGGGAUACGUCACGCCGGUGGGCUCCGCACCCGGCGAGGGCCUCGUGCUGCGCAACAGCCUCUCGCCGCACGAGCUCGUUGCCAAGCCGAUCGACGGCGAAUACGCCAACGCGUACCAGCUCUUUACGCGCGGCGGCCUCCUCUUGCGGCCGACGGAGCCGUGCUUUGGCAGCCGGGUGCGCGAAGACGGGCGCGUCGGGAGCUACGAGUGGCAGACGUACACGCAGGUGAGCGCGCGCGUCGACUCAGUCGCGGCGGCGCUGUGGCACUUGAGCUUGGUGCCUCGCGCCGGAGACGGGAAGCGCUUCCUCGGCUUCUUCCUCAAGAACUGCCGCGACUGGAUGGUGUGCGCGCUCGCGGCGUACAAGACCAACGUGGUCGUCGUGCCGAUGUACGACACGCUGGGACCCGAGACGGUGGGCUACAUCCAGCGCCAGACGACGAUGCCGACAGUGCUGUGCACCGCUACGGAGCUCAAGGUUCUGCUCUCGGACGGCGCAACCGCCUUCGCCACCGUCCUCAUCUCUGGCAGUCUGCCCGCCGAGCUCCGCCGCGCCGCGACGGCAAAGGGCCUGUCGGUCCUCACGCUCGGCGAGCUGGAAAGCGUGGGGCGCUCGCACCUCAGCCUGCUCGGAACGCUGGCGGAGCCGUCGCCAGCAGACCUCGCCUACCUCUGCUACACCUCUGGCACGACGGGCGACCCAAAGGGCGCCAUGCUCACCCACGGCAACUUGCUCGCCGCCGUCGGCAUGGCGUCGUACCCCUCUAUCUCCGUCUUCAGCUACGACCCGGGCGGGCCUCAGGAGGUGCACAUCUCCUACCUCCCGCUCGCGCACAUCUUCGAGACGGUCGUGAUGAACUUCUGCCUCUUCCGCGGCGCCGCCGUCGGCUUCUACCAGGGAGACACCCUCAAGAUCCUCGACGACCUGCAAGCCCUGCGGCCGACGAUCUUUGUCUCCGUCCCGCGGCUGUACAACCGCAUCCACGACAAGAUCGCCAAGGGCGGGCUUGCCGGCAAGCUAUUCUUCAAGGCGCUCGACGCGAAGCUGCAGCGGCUGCAUGCGACCGGCUCGGGCGAGCACCGCCUCUACGACGCGCUCAUCUUCUCAAAGGUUCGGAGGCAGCUCGGGCUUGACCGAUGCGCAAAGAUGCUCUGCGGCUCCGCGCCGAUCGCCGCCGACGUCAAGGAUUUUCUCCGCGUCGCGAUCGGCGCGCCGCUCAUCGAGGGGUACGGGCUGGGGGGUGGAGGGGUGGGGCGGGGGGGGUUCGCGGUAGUACCCUUACCUUACCCUACCCCCCCCCCCCACCCCGCCUCGAACCCAGACGACGUGACCAACUUCCACGUUGGCAUGCCCGCCCUGUGCUGCGAGCUCAAGCUGCAGGACGUGAGUGAGAUGGGCUACUCUAGCGCCGCCGACCCGCCGAGCGGCGAGGUGUGCGCGCCUAGAGUGUGCGUGCGAGGCCCGUGCGUGUUUGGGGGCUACUACAAGAUGGAGGAGAAGACGCGCGAGGCGUUCGACGCCGCCGGCUGGUUCCACACGGGCGACAUUGGGGCUUGGACGACCGAGGGGUGCUUGCGCAUCGUCGACCGGAAGAAGAACAUCUUCAAGCUGGCUCAGGAGACUACAAUGAGCGAGUACGUCGCCGCGGAGAAGAUCGAGACGGUGCUGCUGCGCUGCCCGCUGCUCGCGCAGCUGUUUGUGUACUGCGACUCGCUCCAGUCCUACCUUGUCGCGGUCGCAGUGCCUGACGCCGAAGAGGUCGCCGCUUGGGCCGCCGCCGCCGCCGCCCCGGCCAAGGUGGCCGAGGUGCUGCGCGAGCCCGCCGCGGCGGCGAGGCUGCACAAGGCCAUCAGCCAGCAGAUCGCGGCCAUGUCGACGGAGGCGGGGCUCAAGGGGUUUGAGCGGAUCAAGAAGCUGCACCUCGAGGGCGAGCCGUGGAGCGUCGACAACGGCAUGCUCACGCCAACCUUCAAGAUGAAGCGCAACGACCUCAAGAAGCGCUACCAGGCCGUCCUCGACGCGCUGUAUGCGGACCCUACGGCCGGCACGGCCUCCAAGCUGUAGAUGGGCACAACCCCCUCUCCCUUUUCUCCCAGUAAGCUAAAAGUACGUACAUCUGGAUUGACGUAUGUGUAUGCGGCCCGCCGACUAACACGCCCACGUGGCGCCGGUGCCGACGUGCGACGACCAGUAUCCUGGGCUGUGUGGCUCUGCCGCGUUUGGGAUCGCGGCUUGCGACGGGCUCUUGUGGUGUUGCCGACAUCGUCUGCUACGUGGCGGACGGACGAGGUUCGGCAGGUAGAAGUCUGCCAGAACUUUCAUGUGAAAUCCGGGUGUACAGGGCCC
Molecule: messenger RNA, 2408 nt
Organism: Emiliania huxleyi CCMP1516
Lineage: Eukaryota; Haptophyta; Isochrysidales; Noelaerhabdaceae
Product: long-chain-fatty-acid-CoA ligase
Exons: 15
Coding region: 24-2126 (700 amino acids)
Cellular component (GO): endoplasmic reticulum; membrane
Molecular function (GO): long-chain fatty acid-CoA ligase activity
Source: RefSeq, a predicted model, not a curated record